AUGACCCAAAAUGAUUUGCUGAAUAGAUUAAACGAGGACGUCCAAGCAACAUAUAAGGCUGAUAUUGUCGAAUAUUUUGCUACCCUCGAAAAAAGCAACAAAAUCGUCGACCCUCUUCUCAUCGACUUACAAACCGAGCUUAAAUGGUUCGUAAGACCUUACUUACUCGAUUUCAUUAUCCACUUACAUCUCCAACUAAGUUUGAAUCCUAAGACUUUGCACACUGCCAUUCAAAUCAUGGACCAAUACUUUUCAAAAAGGGUCGUAAAGAAGGUCCAUUACCAAUUGAUUGUCCUCACCAGUCUUUGGAUCUCCUCAAAAAUCCACGAUGAUAAAUCAAAAGUGUUCUCUUUAAAAGAAAUCAUGAUUACUUGCGGAAAUAGUUACGACAUUGCCUUGGUUUUGAAGACUGAGCUUCAUAUCUUAUCCACCUUGGAUUGGAAUAUCCAUCAUCCAACCAUCGACGAUUGCUUAGAAAUCUGCUUCGCCAAUUUCAAACCUUCUAAACAAAUGGAGACUUUAGCUAGUCUUUUAGGGGAAUUAUCACUCUACGAACGUAACAUGAUGUUCUUCAGCAGUUCCACCAAGGCCAUUGCCAGUAUGCUAAUGGCAGCUACCAUUCUUGGGGAUCGUUCAUACAUUGAUUCUUUUAAGUAUGAUUUGGUUAAGAAAAACCUUUCAUCUACCAAUACCAAUGGCGAAUACAACAUUCCUUUUGUCGAACAUUUCACUCAUAGUUCAUUGGGAAACAUCCGCAAAGUCUCGGUAUUGAUGUUGGAUUCUCUUAUCAAUAACCAGUCCAAGUCACUUAAGUUCAAGUAUGGAUCUACCAAGUAUCAACUUUUCCAAAAAAUUGACGGGUUAAUCUCUUCGUUCAAUGAUUUCUUACUUUUCAACAAACUCCAACCUUCAUCUACCGUUGAUUCAAUUAGUAAGGAUAUGGCUAAGCACAACCAAUCAAAAACCAACAUUCGCAAGUGCCAACUUCGCGAUUUCUUACCAUCUUUCAACAAUUUCAACAAUUUCCCAAUGAUGAUUUCGAAUUUCAUGUUGAGUAUUGAAGUCAACCCAAUUUGCAUGGUCAAGGACUUGUCAAGCUUGUCACUCGAAUUCUUGUCCAGUCCAAUGGUGGUGCCAGCAUCUUUGGCAUCUCCACAUUUAACACCAAUCUCCACAUCAAGCCCAAUGGCCAACAUCUCGUCGAGCUCUCUCGUUUCUGUUGCAUCUUCUCCUUGCACAUCUGCCUUCUCUAGUAGAAGUAAUAGCUCGGUUUCCUUCUAUUCAAGUGCUGAUGACAGCAGCAUAUCUGAAGUGAGCACUCCACCUCCUUCUGUUGGCAUCUCAAGUAACGAACACCAUCGCCCAGUGAUGAUCAGCAACGGUAUUAAUGGCUCAGAUUUUUUCGAAUCUCCAAAUGGUAAUGCUGGUGUUCAAACAAUGAAGUUUCCAUUGCAGCCAAAGAUUUUGGAUUAUAACAAGAAAUUGCCAAACCAAAAUGUCGACAUUAUCAGAGAAAGAAAGCGUCUUUUUGGAGGAGAAGGUGAAGAUGAAGGAAUCAGAAGAAGCAAUUCUAAGAGACAGUCACCAAACAUGCGUGAAAACUAUUCUUUCUACUUCAAAUGA
This is a messenger RNA of Saccharomycopsis crataegensis, 1623 nucleotides long. Its product is annotated as G1/S-specific cyclin. Gene Ontology annotation, cellular component: spindle pole body; cyclin-dependent protein kinase holoenzyme complex; cytoplasm. The record is from RefSeq and is a predicted model, not a curated record. The coding region runs from base 1 to 1623 and encodes 540 amino acids. Gene Ontology annotation, biological process: mitotic cell cycle phase transition; regulation of cyclin-dependent protein serine/threonine kinase activity. The transcript has a single exon. Gene Ontology annotation, molecular function: cyclin-dependent protein serine/threonine kinase regulator activity. Lineage: Eukaryota; Fungi; Ascomycota; Saccharomycetes; Ascoideales; Saccharomycopsidaceae.